Messenger RNA from Elgaria multicarinata webbii, 954 nucleotides. Its product is annotated as olfactory receptor 10AG1-like. Gene Ontology annotation, molecular function: olfactory receptor activity; G protein-coupled receptor activity. Gene Ontology annotation, biological process: detection of chemical stimulus involved in sensory perception of smell; G protein-coupled receptor signaling pathway. NCBI's taxonomy places the organism in Eukaryota, Metazoa, Chordata, Lepidosauria, Squamata, Anguidae. The record is from RefSeq and is a predicted model, not a curated record. Bases 7 to 954 code for a protein of 315 amino acids. Gene Ontology annotation, cellular component: plasma membrane. The transcript has a single exon.
UGGACCAUGGCCAACCAUUCUUCCCUGGUGAGUGAGUUCAUUUUUGUUGGGUUCUCUGAGUUGCCACGGUUUCGAAUGCUCCUCUUUGUGCUGGUUCUCUCCAUGUACGCUGUGUCACUGGCUGGAAAUACUGUCAUCACCACCGUGAUCAAGUUAAAUCCAGGCCUUCAUACACCCAUGUACUUUUUCUUGACGAACCUGUCGCUGCUAGAAAUAUGCUACACAUCGGCCAUUGUUCCCAAGAUGCUAGCGAGCCUGGUGUCAGAGAAUGGAAGGAUCUCUCUCUGGGGCUGUGCCACCCAGAUGUACUUCUUCACCCUUUUUGGCAUCACAGAAUGCUGCCUCCUUGCUGCCAUGGCCUAUGACCGCUAUGUGGCCAUCUGCAAACCACUGCGCUACAAUGUCGUCAUGAACUGGGGAGUCUGUGCCCAGCUCUCCGUGGCCUCAUGGUCAGUGGGAGUGAUGGUGGGACUGGGCCAAACCAACUAUGUCUUUAGCCUGACCUACUGUGGACCCAACAGGAUCAACCAUUUCUUCUGCGACAUCCCACCCCUCCUGACGUUAGCUUGUGGUGACACCUCAAUGAAUGUCAUUGCUGUAUAUUUGGUAGCUGUCUUUUUCAUCACUGCACCUUUCCUUUUGAUCCUCACAUCCUAUGUAUACAUCAUCACUUCUAUUUUGAGGAUGCCAUCGGCUGAGGGGAGGCAUAAAGCCUUCUCCACCUGCUCUUCCCACCUCAUUGUGGUCUCGCUGUUCUACGGUUCAGGCAUUAUCACAUACCUUAGGCCCAAAUCCAGCUACUCCGCAGAGAGCGAUAAAUUGCUGGCCCUGUUUUAUACAGUUGUAACAUCCAUGCUGAAUCCUAUAAUCUACAGUUUGAGGAACAAGGAGGUCAAAGUGGCUCUGAGGAGAACGCUAGGUAACAAACUGUGCUUUGGAGAAUAUCAAACAUGA